CGCUCCAGCUUGGAAAAAGUGUAGAAAGUUGGUAGUGCCUCCCCCUGCACGACCCUCUCCACUACUGCCGUCGGGGAUAGUGAAGUGAUCUUUUCGUUGGCUAGCUCAACGCAUAUAAUCGACUGACCCCUGUCACUUUUUUGCUGGAACAAGAGAAAGGGUCAACUGUUGUGACGUCACUUGAGCUGUGUGGCCUGAUUGGCUGGCGGUGUGAGGGGGCGUGGCCCACCCGAUACCUCAAUAGUCAGUCACCUCCCCCUCAGUUGAAGUGGAGGAGUGUUAGAGGAAGGUGGUCAUUAAUUGUGCUCUUCCUGACGUCCUGACUUGGACGACUGGACCACUUGCUUGGGAUAACUUCAGUGCUUACGCGUGUUCUCACAAGAGCAAAGUGUGAAGGCAUUCCAAAAACGAACAACAGCCAAGAUGACGGAUUUAGAAGUGAGCGAGGUACGAGGGUGGUACAGGAACAAGACUGUAUUUAUAACUGGAGGCACAGGAUUUGUAGGAAAGGCACUUGUUGAAAAAAUACUUCGAACCUGUCCUGUUAGGAGGAUCUACCUACUGAUGCGCCCCAAGAGAGGCGUCGACAUACACCAGCGCCUCGACGACAUGUUCAAUUAUAAGGGGCCGCUAAAGGCUUCCAUCGCCUCGCUGUCCGGGGGCCGUACCAAUGAGACCAUGUUGUUCGACAAGAUCAAGGAGUCACAGCCUGAGGUGAUCCAGAAGGUGUUUGCUGUGAAGGGAGACAUCACCAUGGAGGGUCUGGGCUUGAGUGAUGAGGAUGAAGCCCGCCUAGCCAACGAGGUCCACAUUGUUUUCCACGCUGCCGCCACCAUCAACUUUACUGAACCGAUGCGUGUAGCAGUGAACAUGAACAUGCUGGGCACCAAGCGUGUGGUCAGCCUCGCACACAAGAUGAGGAAUUUGGAGUCACUGGUUCACGUCUCGACGGCAUACAGCAACUGUCAUUUGCCCGAGGUAUACGAGGAGCUCUACCCAGCACCCAUGGACCCCGGCCGUCUGAUACAGCUGACAGAGUGGCUCGACGAUAAGCUCUUAGAAGCCCUGACCCCCCAUUUAGUUGCCCCACGUCCCAACACCUACACCUACACCAAAGCUUUAGCCGAACACCUCCUGGUCAAUGAUGGCGGAAGACUACCCAUAUCUAUCAUCAGGCCCUCCAUUGUGUGUGGAUCAUGGCGUGAGCCCGUGCCAGGGUGGGUGGAUAACCUCUUCGCGUUUACCGGGUUACUUGUAGGCAUGGGUAAGGGAGUCCUACGCUCUCUCUACAUCAAACCUGGAAUAACACUGGACUUCAUCCCUGUUGAUAUGCCGGUUAACCUGAUGAUCGUCUCUGCCUGGAACAGAGCUGCUGGGAAAUACAAGCCAAAUUCGGUGCCCAUCUUCUGUUGCUCAACGGGAUCACAGAAGCCACUGACCAGCGAUGCAUUGGCUGUCCACCUGCAGAAGUCGGUGCGCUCUUACCCCUUCAACUCACCACUGUGGUACCCUGAUGGGUCAGCCAAGACUACCAAGAUCAUGCAUCAGAUCCACGUGUACCUCGUUAACAUCAUCCCGGCACACAUUGCUGACACGAUAAUGAGGAUCCUUGGUAAAAAGCCCUUCGCCGUGAAACUGUGCAACAAGAUGGUGAAGGCCAUCAGUGCCCUGGAGUACUUCAUGCUGCGAGAUUGGAUCUUCCACAACACACAGACAAAGUGCCUGUGGAACACCCUCUCUCCUACUGACAAGGAAGUCUAUCAUUUUGAUGUGGAAGACCUGGACUGGGAUGAUUAUAUCGAGACAUAUCAGAAAGGCUGCAAGCAGUACAUCAUGAAGGAAGACCUAAAAGACGUGCCACAAGCCAGGAGAUUUAUGCACUGGAUGCAUGUACUCCAUCGCCUUGUACAACUAGCAAUGAUGUAUGGGGUCUGGUGCGUCUUGUCCUCAGAUUCUGCCAUCAGUUGCUAUUCUCUCUUCUUCAGUGGUGCCUCAAAACUUCUUUCACUUUCCCCAAUUUUGGCUGCAGCAGAAGAAGUAGAUGGUGAUGUUUCAUAGAUGAUUAAAUGUAAGCCACAACCAGUUAGUCAGUUAUCUAGGACAUUUCCAGAGGUCUGGCCAGUGGAUGAUAUAGUCACAUCUGUUCCCUAGGUAUUUGUUUUAAAGACUGGCCAAAGUGAUGAGAUAAAGGUGUACAUUAGCCUAGGGAUGGUCCCAUAUCAGACUCGAUGGAUGAAUUGCAUCCCUUCCUGUACUUUGGGAACAUUCCUAGAGGCUUGGCCUAAUGAAUGAAGUAGUCACACCAGAAUCCUAGGAAUGGAGUUGUGGCCGAGGUGACGUCAUCCAAGCGGUAGCUCGCUCAGACACCACACUGACAUAAGCAUCUACCUCGUGAGCUCUGACCGAGGCACUGAGGGAGGCCUCGCCUUUGCGCCCCAACUAACUGGGCAUUUUGCUUGCUAGUGGGUCCUCCUUAGCAACUGAACAUUUUGUACCUAAUGCUUGUCUUCCUAAAUAAACCUUUUCAAGGAAAAUACCAUUUAUAUUUGGAAGAGUGAUCUGUCCAUUAUAUGUCAAGGUUACAUUAUGUAAACAAGCAUUAGGAAAAUUAGUUGCUAAUAACUUAGGCAGGAAUAUGAUUAAUGUAACCAAUGUAGAGUAUGGAGUGGCUACCUGGGUGCCACACUUGUGCAACAUCUUGUAAACAAAUGCUCAAAUUACCAGAAUAAUGGUAUAUUAGGUAUUAGUGAUACAAGUAAUACCUCGUUUUGUAUAUAGUAUUUGUAAUAGAAAGUUUUCUGCUCCCCAAAAUGUAAAUCACAUCAGUAUUUUAUAAUAUUUCUAAUUUUUUUUUUUUUUUUUUUAAUCGUGUUAGGCUGUUACAAGUGUUCAUAAUACUAUUAAUAAUUUCAUAAUAAUAACCGUAAUCAAUAACAAUAAAUGUAGUAUGGCAAUAACUAUUUGACAGUAAAGAAAACGUUUGUGUAAUAUUGUUAGGUUAAGAUUGUGUUUACUAUGUCAUGACAAUGUUGAUUUAUUAUCUCGGACUUAAAAGCUUAUUAAAUGAAAGAUAAAUCAAUAAACCUGAAGUACAUUUUAAUACAAGUCUUUCGAUGUUUACCAAAUUAAUACAUUUAGGUUGUUUGAUUUUUCUGGAACUAUACAAUGAUUGUUUGUGGUGGGUCAAGGCUGUCAGGGAGGACGUCCACAUCAACGUCAGGGUUUCUGGGGAUUAUAUCACAUUAUUGGGAGCCAAAAUUGACUUUUGCAUCAUGUUAAAUCUAGCAUUUCUUUGUUUUCCUCACUAAGAUUAAGAUUUUGCUUUGUAUUUAUUUAAGCAAUAAUUCUUCAAUCUUAGAAUAUAUAUAUAGUUUUUAUUAUUUGAAGUUACUGUACUCUGAUUUUGGUAGCACUUAUUCCUCUUGUUGACGGAGUUGGACAAGUAGGUCACUGCACCAUGGUGUCUGGUGACCCAUCACUUUUACCCCUGGGUAAUGUUUCUGUUCACACCAAAUGUCUGUCACAUGACGGAGUCACUUCAGUUAUUCAGUAUUUUAGUAUGAAUUUAUGUAUUUUGUUAAAAUCAGUCAUUAGUUAAUUAUGCAACUGAUUUAGGAGCCAAGAACCUUUUGAGAUAAUUUUUAGUAUGAUUACCAUUCUGUCUUCUGUAUUGGCAGUAGGUAACAGUAAUUCUGAUUUUAUAUACUGAACUUUAAUGCCAUUAACCUUUGUCACUAUUUUUAAGCUCAUAAUGUAAAUAGUAUUACAUAUAAGUGUAAGUACAGAUGUAAACAGAUAGGUGUGAGUACAGUACACAGCCUCCUGCAGCAUUAAGGUUGUCGUCACCUGCAGUACGAUGGUCACUGUCUUGCUGCUACGUACUUUAUAGUUCUGAUGAAAUGUUCAUUCUAGGUUACAGUAGGACGUUGUGUGUGUUUUCCUGGGCAAAUCGACUCCAAAUUUUCUUGAACAUGUUGAGUAACAAUAGUGUUUGACAAACAUCCCAAGUACUAUACUGUAGGAAAAUUAGUUCGUAUUUGUUAAAGCUGUUCUCUCACCCUGAAGCACACUAAUGUUUCUAGUUUUCUUCAUUUAUUUGGAAUAACUCUAGUUUGAAUAUUCCAGUAAUACAAAAGAAGUUGAAUUUAGGCUUGUCCCUCUUUAUUAAGAUUGUUUAUCACUAAGAAACUUAUCAGCAGCAGGUAUAUUGUAAGAUUGGUUUCAUCUAAUUAAGAAAAUAAAUGCCUUUUACUCCUACUGUCUGUCCUCUUGAUGUACUGUGCAGAAUUUUCGGAGAGGAAUAAUUACAUGUUCAUUGUGUUUUAUAUCAAUUUAUCAGUUUUCUAAAAAAAUAUCAGUAUUCUAAAGUCAUUGUUGCUGAUAGUGUCCUUUCAACUGAAUAGUUAUUCUUUUGUCUUUUGGGGGGGUAAAGACAAAUAUGGCAGGAUACUGAACACCAGUUGUGAUUCUUUUUACCAAUUGUUCUCCUACAACAAAACUGUUUUAUUUUUUAGCAGUAUUUCUUUGCACUCUGAUUUUUGGACAUUUUUAAUUAUAAUUUUACUGUCUCCUCCAGAAGUUAUUUUAUAAUUUUGGCACUUUUGUAAAUUAACAUACAGUAUCCAUUUUUACUUAUACAGUAGUAAUUGUGGAUGCAUAUAUAAUCAUUGUGAAUGCAACACAUGUACAAUACUUUUUUCUAUUUAUAGUAUUUUCAGUGAAUAAACUUAUAAAAAAUA
Molecule: messenger RNA, 4739 nt
Organism: Homarus americanus (American lobster)
Lineage: Eukaryota; Metazoa; Arthropoda; Malacostraca; Decapoda; Nephropidae
Product: putative fatty acyl-CoA reductase CG5065
Exons: 8
Coding region: 424-2058 (544 amino acids)
Biological process (GO): long-chain fatty-acyl-CoA metabolic process
Cellular component (GO): peroxisome
Molecular function (GO): alcohol-forming very long-chain fatty acyl-CoA reductase (NADP+) activity
Source: RefSeq, a predicted model, not a curated record